Fusarium redolens is the source of this 1207-nucleotide messenger RNA. RefSeq lists its product as uncharacterized. The transcript has 3 exons. The coding region runs from base 252 to 1097 and encodes 281 amino acids. The record is from RefSeq and is a predicted model, not a curated record. Lineage: Eukaryota; Fungi; Ascomycota; Sordariomycetes; Hypocreales; Nectriaceae. Gene Ontology annotation, cellular component: intracellular anatomical structure. Gene Ontology annotation, molecular function: oxidoreductase activity, acting on NAD(P)H, oxygen as acceptor.
CGACAAGAUCCACUUGGCGAUGUCUCUAUUGAUGCUUCCAACGCCACUCGCCGGAACAAGGCGGUCGAGACACGACGUACACAAAACUAAUGGUUCUGUGUUACCAUAUUGCUCACAAGAAUAGUGACGAGGGCAAGACUCUCCUCAUGAUCAAGACGAGAGACAACUCCACUCCACUUGUCUAGAGAACUUCUCUAUGUUCCCAGAGGUACCAGAGUGAUCAUUUAAGGGCUGAAGUAUCCUUGUGUGAAAUGAACAUCACACGCGACAAAACAUUCAAAAAAACCAUCAGCAUGCCUCUCAAUCUCCCAGAAAACAUCGACGCCCCUGUGUUGUCGCAAUUCUCCCUGGCUGGCAAGACUGCCAUCGUCACUGGAGGAUCUCGAGGUAUCGGCCAACAGGUUGUUACCGCUCUCGCCGAAGCUGGAGCAGAUGUUGCCUUUAUCUACCACACCAGCACUACUGCCGACGCCUUGGCGGCUGAAAUCGCGGACAAGACAGGUCGUAGGGUCCAGGCCUUUAAGUCAGAUGUAACCCACAGAGUGGCAAUUGCCAACAUUAUUGAAGAGAUUGUCUCAACCUUUGGCAAUGGGCGCUUGGACAUCAUGGUCGCGAACGCUGGCGUGUGUCAGAAUGUGAACUCACUCGAUUAUACUGAAGAAACAUGGGAUUACAUUAACAAAGUCAACUACGACGGUGUAAUGUGGACUGCAAUUCCAGCCGGCAAGAUUUUCAAGAAGCAGGGAAGAGGAAGUCUCAUCAUCACAGCAUCCGUCAGUGCGGGCCUGGUCAAUAUACCACAGACCCAGGCUGCCUACAACGCUUCCAAGGCCGGAGCUUUGUUGCUCGCCAAGUCUCUAGCUGUCGAGUGGGCAGAUUUUGCUCGCGUCAACUGUGUCUCACCAGGCUAUGUUCACACAGAAAUGAUUACCAAACAACCCAAAGAGUUGAUGUCUAAAUGGUUGAGCCAGGUACCAGGUGGUCGAACAUGCCAACCUCAGGAGCUGAAAGGCUUGUACACUUUUCUCGCUAGCGACGCAUCGACGUAUAUGACUGGGUCCAACGUCAUCAUUGAUGGAGGCUUUACGCUACCCUAGGACAACCAUGCCGAUGGAGAAAUAGACAAGAAUUUCCCGUAGAAUAUAAGCAUAGUAGAAAGGAAAAAAUAUGCAUUUAUCUUUGUUUUCUUUUUUGAGAAGAACCUGAU